UGACGCCAUCAAAGCGCGACACUGGCAUGUAGGCCGCGCGGUUAUGCGGCUGUAUGGUGACUGGUGGCUGGGGCGUCUUGUAUUGUGGUGCUUUGACCCCCGAGUCCUCAGCUUUGCCAGGACCUGGGGUAGCUGUAGGGACCGGAUGGCAGGAACACUGUCUACGGGAGUCGCAGCAGCAGGCGAACUGAUGGCUCGGGCUCAACAAAACGGCGACUGUGGUAGCGACGUGGGGGGCGAGUCGCUCCAGGAGCCCCCGGGGCCAGCGGACUCUGUGGCCGAGGCGACGCCUGAGAGCGGGAGCCAGGCGUCAGCUCCAGCCACCGACCCAGGCAAGCGGAAGAAGCGACGGGGCGCAACUGGGGAGCGCGUAGUGCCUCCCCCGAAGAAGCGGCGAACUGGGGUCAGCUUUGGCGACGAACACUUCGCCGAGACCAGUUACUACUUCGAGGGCGGCCUACGCAAGGUGCGACCCUAUUACUUCGACUUUCGGACCUACUGCAAAGGCCGCUGGGUGGGCCACAGCUUGCUGCACGUCUUCAGCAGUGAGUUCCGAGCCCAGCCGCUGGCCUACUACGAAGCUGCAGUCCGGGCGGGCCGCCUGCACCUCAACGAGGAACCAGUGCACGACCUCAGCGUCGUGCUUAAGGACAAUGACUUCUUGAGGAACACGGUGCACAGGCAUGAACCACCAGUCACAGCGGAGCCUAUUCGCCUGCUAGCUGAGAAUGAAGAUGUGGUAGUUGUGGACAAGCCUUCCUCUAUUCCUGUCCACCCCUGUGGUCGCUUCCGACACAACACAGUCAUCUUCAUCCUGGGCAAGGAGCACCAACUGAAGGAGCUACACCCAUUGCAUCGGCUUGACCGCUUAACCUCUGGGGUACUCAUGUUUGCCAAGACAGCUGCUGUCUCUGAGAGGAUUCAUGAGCAAGUUCGGGACCGGCAGCUGGAGAAGGAGUACGUGUGCCGAGUAGAAGGGGAGUUCCCCGCCAAGGAGGUGACCUGCAAGGAACCCAUCCUAGUAGUGUCUUACAAGGUUGGAGUAUGCCGUGUGGAUCCCCGGGGCAAGCCUUGUGAGACCGUGUUUCAGAGACUGAGCUACAAUGGCCACUCCAGUGUAGUAAAGUGCCGUCCACUCACAGGCCGAACCCAUCAGAUCCGAGUCCACCUGCAAUUUCUGGGCCACCCUAUUCUCAAUGACCCUAUCUACAAUUCAGUUGCCUGGGGCCCUUCCCGAGGCCGAGGUGGCCACAUUCCCAAGACAGAUGAGGAGUUGCUCCGGGACCUGGUAGCAGAGCACCAGGCCAAACAGAGCCUGGAUGUGCUUUAUCUCUGUGAGAGUGACCUGUCCCCAGGACUUCCAGACUCUACAGCUGCCUCCUCAGAGUUGACCAAGAAUAGCAUGGAAGAGUUGACUACAGGUGUUCAGAAGAUGGAUGGAAUAGUUGCAGCAGGGCCUCAGGAUCUGGACAUGACAGCCUUAGUGUCAGAGAAGGCAUCUGAAACAGAUGUUACCAAUCAAGAGACAGACCCACUCUGUACAGAGUGCCGCCUGGUGCGACAAGAUCCCUUGCCCCAGGACCUUGUGAUGUUCCUGCAUGCCUUCUGCUAUAAAGGGCCAGACUUUGAGUAUGUUUCACCCAUGCCUGCCUGGGCACAGGAUGACUGGCAAGGGGACUGAGGGCUGUGGCUGAUGGGAUUGCUCCUUGGUUUGUAGAACAGGGGUGAGGCAAAGAUUUCCCCAUGGCCAGAUUCUCAGGGUUUCUCCAGGAGUGAGAUUUGUUCAUACUUGCUACCUCCUCCUUUCUCUCUCCAGCUAGAGUCAGGAUUAUUUUUGCUUUGUAAAUAUAUCCCUUUUUCUAACA
Molecule: messenger RNA, 1865 nt
Organism: Cavia porcellus (domestic guinea pig)
Lineage: Eukaryota; Metazoa; Chordata; Mammalia; Rodentia; Caviidae
Gene: Rpusd2
Product: RNA pseudouridine synthase domain containing 2
Exons: 3
Coding region: 44-1681 (545 amino acids)
Biological process (GO): enzyme-directed rRNA pseudouridine synthesis
Molecular function (GO): pseudouridine synthase activity; RNA binding
Source: RefSeq, a predicted model, not a curated record